Messenger RNA from Paramecium pentaurelia, 2602 nucleotides. The record is from the annotation of a GenBank genome assembly. Lineage: Eukaryota; Ciliophora; Oligohymenophorea; Peniculida; Parameciidae.
AUGAUAAAACCAAUGAAAAUGUACAUUAGUUCUGAAAAAAUACAUGUAUUUAAAUUGAUUUAAAUAAGAUUGUACCAGACCCCUAAAUAUGUGGAUUUGAUAAGUCUCUUACAAUAGAUAAAUAAUAUUUUACAAUUUAAGUUAAUUAAACUAUGAUUGAAUCAGUCAUAUAAGAAAUAGGAAUUUUUGGAAUUGUAGGUGUUUAUAGAUUUUAUGGCAAACUUAACUUACUUUAUAUAGCUGAGGCAAAUUAGGUUUGCAAAAUAAAUGGUUAAAUUAUAUAUGAAAUAGUUUCGAUAUCAAAUAUUUUAUAGAAUCAAUUUUCUUCUAUGGAGCAAUAAAGCAUUAAAAAUAUUGAAACCUAUUUUAGUAAAUGCACAUAUUUCUCAUUAUAAUAUGAUUUGACAAUACCAUUAUCAUAAUAACAUCAACCUGAAUAAAGUGAAAGGAGUAUGAGAUUUUGGUGGAAUUUUCAUGGUUAUAAAACUUUUUUGGCAAAUUCUAUUCCAAAGUGUUGGUGCAUUAAAAUAAUUUAAGGGUAUGUUGGAUUAGGAUUGUGUGAAAUCAAAACUCAAUAAAAAUAGAAACUUACAUAUAUUUUAAUUUCAAGAAGAGAAACUCUAAGAGGAGGGACUCGAUAUAAUCAUAGAGGAUUAAAUAAUGAUGGUGCAGCAGCAAACACAGUGGAAACAGAAUAAUUAAUUGAGUAUUAAGAGAAAUUGUAUUGUCAUCUAUAAAUCAGAGGAUCUGUUCCAGUGUUUUGGGAAUAAAUAGGUAUUCGUGCAAUAUCAUAAAUUACAUAAACUACUGAAUAAACAAAAAUGGCUAUUACAAAACAUCUUAUGAAUUUAAAGAAGUAUUUUGGAUCUCUUUUAUUAAUUGAUUUAAUGGCUGUUGAUAAACCAAAUGAAGCAAUCAUAAGUUAAACUUAUAAAGAGUAAUUAAAUUGUUUAUUUAUUUAGAAUGAUCAAUAUGAUCAAUCUACCUUAAAUACAACAUUAAUAAAUUGAUUUUAAAUAAUAUUGUAAAAACUAUAAAUUUGAAAAACUUAAUCCAUAAAUUAUUUAAAAUAAAGACAUUUUAAUUUAAUAAUCUUAUACUAAAUUUUAGAAUGGAAAAUUAAGUAAGUAUUAUUUUAAUACUUAAAUUAGUGAAUAUUUAGAAUGGAGUUGUAAGAACUAAUUGUUUAGAUUGUUUAGAUAGAACUAAUGUAUUUUAAACAAAAAUAGCAUUUUUUAUUACAAAUCUUAUAUUAAAUGAUCUUGGUAUUAAUAUUCCAAAGGAAUUUAGAUGUGAAACUAUUUUAGAUUUAGUAAAUAUAUAUUUAUUAAAUUAUUAGUCAGAUUAAGAAAAAGUGCAUGAUCUAAUUAAAUUGAUUAAAAUUUUAUGGGGUGAAAGUGGAGACAAUAUUUCUAGACUCUAUGCAGGUACAAAUUCAUCAACUACUAAAAUCUAAAAGACUGGAGGUAGUAGUUGGACUGGUAUAAUAGAACAUGGUUUAAAAGGUUUUCAUAGGUAAUUGUUUAAUUUUAUUUUAGAUUUUAUAAUUAGAAUGUUACAGAUGAAGAGAAAUAAAAUAUUUAUUCAUUUAUAGUAGGAGAGAAUUAACAAUAAAAUAAAUAAUUUUUAGGAAUGGUUGAAUAAAUGUAAUAACAAUCACCUAUUAUUCAUAAAAAUUUAUUGUUAAUGGUUAUAGGGUAUGAUGCUUAGAAUUAGACAAUCAAAGAUUUCUUUCAUUUAAUUGAUUCUAGAUAGUAAAAAUUAAAUUAUAAUAAUUAUAUAGAAUACCAUAAUUCAUAAUAGUAUUAUUUUAAAACAUCGUUAAAAUAUGUUAACCUUGCAAUUAUAUCAAAGAUUAAAUGUAAUCAUCGAUUAGAACUUAAUUAGGAUAAUAUGAAUGUGCUUAUGCUAGUUAAAAUGUAAUUAUUAUACUAUUAGAUUAUAGGAAAAUUAAUAUAGUUUUAUAUUUACUAAAUAAUGUAUUUAAAAUGCUGAUUUUAAAGAUUAUAUUUUAAAGUAAGAUGAUAAAGAAUUAGGAAUUGUUUAAACUUUUAAUUAUGAAGAUUAACGAUUUUAAAUUAUUAAUUUAAAUGUUAAUUGUUAAGAAUUAUUAAUGUAUGAAAAAAAGAUAAUUGAAGGAAUUAAAAAUAAAAAUAUCAAUUUUAACAUAUCAAUUCUUGGUGGAAUUUGUAAUUCACAAAUAUUAAUAGAGGAAUCUAUUGAAGAUUUUUGUAGUAAGAAUAAAAAAGAUCCUAUCUCUUUAUUAUUUUAAAAAGAUUAAUUAUGUUAGUGUUUUGAAAUAUCUUAGUUGUUGAAAAACUACCAAGAACCCAAUAUAAGUUUUUUACCAAAAAAUGGAUCCAAAAGUUGGGCAAAUAGAAUCUUAUAUGGACCAUUAGAAUCAUAGGAUGCUUAUAAUAUUUUAGCAUAUGAAGAAUCAAUAAGUAAUGGUAUUAGAUUACUAAUUACAAUUGAUUUUGAAAUACUUGGUUUGAAUAGUUAAAAAAUUAUAAAUAAUGAAGAGGAGGAUGAUGAUAUAAGAUAUUCAUAAUAAUUCUACUAAGUUACAGAAGAAAAUGAUGAUUUCGAAAUAAUUACAUGA